Messenger RNA from Monomorium pharaonis (pharaoh ant), 1050 nucleotides. RefSeq lists its product as uncharacterized. The transcript has 2 exons. Gene Ontology annotation, molecular function: nucleic acid binding. The coding region runs from base 1 to 1050 and encodes 349 amino acids. Lineage: Eukaryota; Metazoa; Arthropoda; Insecta; Hymenoptera; Formicidae. The record is from RefSeq and is a predicted model, not a curated record.
AUGCGGAUCACGCCGGUGGCGGCGAUGGGGAUUCUGCUUGGCGUCGAGCCUCUCGAUCGGGUGGUGUUGGCGGCCGCGGCCUACCGCUUAAGGUGUGAAUCAAGGUGGAAGACAGGAGCCUUCCACACGAAAUUUUCUGAGAGAAUCCUAUCAGGCACCAUUUUUGCAAUGAGACAGGAUAGGAGGCCGGUGAUUCGUACCUUCGAAAGAAGGUACAGGAUAAGCUUCCCCGGGCGCUGGGAGUGGAACGGCUCUAAGGGACCGAUCCCUCGGGAAGGGGACGUCUGGUUCACGGACGGCUCCAGAACGAGUGCGGGCUCCGGAGCUGGUUUUUACUGUCAGCGCGACCGGGCAGAAAUCAUCAUUCCGCUUGACGAACACGCUACGAUUUUCCAAGCGGAGGUAUUAGCCAUUAUGAGAUGUGCCCAGAACCUAUUAGAGUCUGAUAGGGUGGGAAGGCGCAUCUGGAUUUGCUCGGACAGUCAGACGGCGCUUAAGGCGCUUAAGGGUCCAAGAAUUAACUCGCGACUAGUCUGGGAUUGGAUCAAGGGCAACGAAAUAGCGGACCUGCUUGUUAAGGAGGCGGCCGAAACAAGACUGUUGGGACCUGAGCCGGCUGUUGGGAUCUCCUUCUGUCUGGGCAGAGGGAGAAUCAGGAGCUGGCUCCGGGACCAGCAUCUUGAAUACUGGACGAAUGAAACAGAGGGCAAAUGCAGACAGGCUAGGGACCUGCUGGGGAAGUACCCCAGCAGGGACCUGACCAGGGGCAUAAAAUCUCUAGGUAGGAGGGACGCUAGGCUCGCGACACAACUGCUCACGGGCCAUGGCGACCUUAAUUACCACCUGCACAAAUUGGGUCGUAGCGAUACGCCCGACUGCAGGUUGUGUGGUGAAAAGGAGGAAACUAGCCUCUACAUUCUUGGGGACUGCCCAGCAUUGGUCGGACCAAGAACACGCCUGCUGGGGUCAGGGUUUCUGGAACCAAGCCAGGUGAGGCAGCUGCCGGUGGGGGAUCUGCUCCGCUUCUGGAAAGAAGCGGCGCCCCGCUAG